GCCGAAUUACCAACGUGGCUUUUAUCGUGAGGAAAUAUUUAACGCUUCGUUAGACUUCAGCCUUGAUUUCUCCGUUCUACUCUCCUAUGACAAUGGAUCCUCUUUUCCAGAAGGCUGCGGAAGUUAGUAAGCAACAUCCAAAACCUGACAUCAAGUUCAGUUAUGGAACUGCUGGGUUUCGUGCGCUAGCUGACAAUCUCGACUCUGUAAUGUUUCGCAUGGGCCUGCUCGCCGUUCUGCGUUCGAAGGCCAAAAAUGGACAAGUGAUCGGUGUGGUCGUCACUGCUUCUCAUAACCCUGUGCACGAUAAUGGCGUGAAACUUGUCGAUCCUUUUGGCGAGAUGCUACAGCCAUCUUGGGAGAGGCAUGCAUCGGAACUUGCUAAUGCUCAAGAUGUGGCUGAAGUCCUGAGAGGGGUAGUCACAGAACACAGUGUUGAUUGGAAUGUCCCAGCCAAGGUUUUCAUCGCACGAGACACCAGACCCAGUGGUAAACAGUUCGUACAGGCUCUGGUAGAAGGAGUUGAAGCUCUGGGUGGAUCGCAUCAGGAUUACGGUGUCUUGGCAACCCCUCAGUUGCAUUACAUGGUGAGAUGUGCCAAUACAGCUGGUGAAUAUGGCGAGGCCACAGAAGAGGGAUAUUACCAUAAGAUCUCCAAGGCUUUCCUUCACCUGCGUUCACUAUCAGGCAAAACUGAUGUACCAGUCAUUAAGCUGGAUGGUGCAAAUGGUGUAGGAGCUCUGAAAAUCAAAGAAAUGGCCCAGCACUUGAAUGGUACCCUCUCCAUUUGGGUGUGCAAUGAUGGAUCAACUGGAAAGCUCAAUGAGAAGUGUGGUGCUGAUUUUGUCAAGCUUCAUCAAUGUGCUCCUGAAGGAAUGGUGAUAACCCCAGGUGAUCGUUGCGUCACAUUCGACGGUGAUGCCGAUCGUGUCUUGUAUUUUUAUUUCAACAAAGAAAAUAAAUUUUGUUUGUUAGAUGGAGAUAGAAUUGCCACACUGAUGGUGGGUUACCUAAAAGACAAACUCGAUAAAACAGGCGUGUCUCUUGAAAGAGGUUUGGGAAUAGUCCAGACAGCUUAUGCCAAUGGUAGCUCAACAUCAUAUGCCGAGAGCACCCUUGGUGUUCCUGUGGCUUGUGCAAAGACAGGAGUGAAGCAUGUCCACCACAAAGCUGAAGAGUUUGAUAUUGGAGUCUACUUUGAAGCAAAUGGUCACGGAACUGUGCUGUUUACAAAGGAUGUUGUAGACAAGAUGAAGGCUAUUGUUCAAGACAGUGAUGCCAGCACUGAGAGGCACAAAGCUGCAGAAAAGUUUUUAAGCAUGGUAGAUCUUAUCAACCAAACAGUUGGAGACGCCAUGAGUGACAUGUUAGUGGUCGAAACCAUCCUUUAUGAGAAGGGAUGGAGCUUGGACGACUGGGGGGCAGCAUACACAGACCUCCCCAAUAGGCAACGUAAAGUUACUAUCAAGGAUCGCACUGUCAUUAAAACAACAGAUUCUGAAAGGAAGACUACAGCUCCUGAGGGGCUACAAGAAGAAAUCGACAAGCUUGUUGCAGGGUAUAAAAGUGCAAGGUCCUUUGUGCGACCCUCUGGUACUGAGGAUGUUGUCCGAGUGUACGCAGAGGCAGACACAAGAGAAGCAGUGGAUUCUUUAGCACGAGAAGUUUCUCAGAUAGUGUAUGAUUUAGCUGGUGGCAUUGGAGAGAGACCAUAAAGCAACUGAACAGUGGUUUGUUUAAUUUGACUAGCUGUGAGGGCAACUUUUUCUUCUUUUUUUCUCAGGUUUAACAAAAUCACUGUUAGUAAAGUUUGUAGGCAGCGGAGUUACAACUUUGGAAUGAAAUAAUAUUUUGGGGUUCACUGAAAAAUAAAUCAUUUUGCCGUAAAUUUCAUCAAAGCAAAGUUGUCAGAGGUUACAAUACUGAAAAAAAAAAAAUUAAAUUUGCUACCUGUACAAAACAGAUUUUUUUCAUUAACAGUCAAGACACAUGUAUAUUAGCAUUCACAAAUUAUCAAAUAAAU
Messenger RNA from Stylophora pistillata, 2023 nucleotides. RefSeq names its product phosphoacetylglucosamine mutase. Gene Ontology annotation, molecular function: phosphoacetylglucosamine mutase activity; magnesium ion binding. The record is from RefSeq and is a predicted model, not a curated record. Gene Ontology annotation, biological process: UDP-N-acetylglucosamine biosynthetic process; carbohydrate metabolic process. NCBI's taxonomy places the organism in Eukaryota, Metazoa, Cnidaria, Anthozoa, Scleractinia, Pocilloporidae.